Molecule: messenger RNA, 1269 nt
Organism: Aspergillus sclerotioniger CBS 115572
Lineage: Eukaryota; Fungi; Ascomycota; Eurotiomycetes; Eurotiales; Aspergillaceae
Exons: 3
Coding region: 280-870 (196 amino acids)
Source: RefSeq, a predicted model, not a curated record
GUGUCACUUUGCUUAUACUAAUACGGAUAGCUAUACAUUCUCUCUUCCUUUCUCUUUGUACAUUCCUUUGAAUUGGAUUGUCCGCUCUCCUUCGCAUGAUUGUUUGAUUGUUUGAUAUAUUAACCAGUCUUCACGGUCCUUACUUCUGUGUGCUUGAGAUACACCACUCACUCUCUCAGGAAGUGUCCCCAAGCAAUUUCUGCUAUAAUACAUCCAUCUAUCCAAGUGAGCAGAUCAAAUUACAUUCAGAGAAGCAAAAAAAGAAAAGAAAGAAGAAAGAUGGCUCCUUUCGGCCUCCUCGGCGCAACCUUCCUCUGCGCCCGCAUCAUCCAACUCUGCUCCCUCAUUGCUAUCAUCGGUCUCACGGCCAACUUCAUCGCCGAGAUCGUCUCCAACAGCGCAUCGCCGCCCGCCAUUUUCAUCGGGACCAUCACAGUCACCAGCAUCGCUGCAAUCUAUGCCUUCAUCACGACCAUCCUAUUCGUGGACAACAUCCUCCCAUUCCUCGCAACCGCUAUCCUCGACACCCUCAUCCUGAUCGCCGUCAUCGUCGUGUCGGUCAUCAUCGGCAAGCCGCUGUCCUAUCUGCAGUGCAAUAACAUCGAGAAUUAUGCGACGAGUGACGGGUCUUCGGCGUAUACGUUUUCCACGCACUUGAGCAAUUAUCUGGAUGAUUUGAGCGGCAAGGUGGAUUACACGAGUUGGAUUGGUGGGACGAAGGCGGUUUGUUUAGAGGCCAAGUCUAUUUGGGGGUUGUGUAUCGCGAUGUGCAUCAUGUUCUUCUUCUCGGGAAUUUGUGGCCUCGUGCUCUGGAGACAGAAGAAGGCAGCAAGUGCAGGCGUGGAGAAGCUAGAGGGUCGAUCUGUGUGAUCUGAUCUGAUCGGAUCUGAACCAUUGGUGCAAUGCAGCCAUGUGCAAUAUGAUAUGCUGAAUUCUGGAUAACGACGAUGACGGUGACGAGGCUAAUAAUGCUGAUGAUGAUGACGGUGGUUGUGAUGGCGACUCGACACGCGUUUCCUUUCCUUUCCUUUCCUAUCCUGUCCUGUAUCUUUCUUAAUCUUUCUGUUCUUCGCUUCUCUUUUCUCCUGCUCUGCUCUGCUCUGCCCUGUUCUGCCCUGUUCUGCCCUGUUCUGCCCUGUCUUCUCCAACCCUAAUACUCCAGACUUCCCCAAUACCUAUGCUUGUACUUAUACACACCUAUACCUCUACCUAUAACCAAAACCAAAACCAUCAAUCAGUAAAUCAAUCCACGCACACACACUCUCUCUG